CUCCCUCCCUCUCUCCCUUCCCUCGCCUCCUCCUCCUCCCCUUAUCGCCCCAUGUGUUGUGCGAGGAAGCAGCUUUGCUAAAGAGACCCACUUGCGAAAGAAACGGGAGCAGCAUAAGGCAGCGGCAAGCGGCGGCGGCAGCAGCAGCAGCAGGAGCAGGAGGCGGCGGCUGCGAGCGAGCGAGCGAGCGAGCCGGAGUAGCCUCGGCAGCAAAGGAGGAGGGGAGGAAAAAAAAAAAAGAACGAACGAACAAACGAACGAAAGAAAGAAAGAAACGGGGGAAGAAAGAAGCGAGGAAGGAAAGAAAGAAAGAGCUGGGCGAAAGAAGAAGAGCGAGGCACGCCGAGAGAGAGAGGGACGCACCACCGAGGAACCAGGGGGGAACCCGAACCCCCCAAAGGCUCCCUUAGCCUAUUUCGCGUGUGUGCGUGUCUCGUGUGUGCGCGCGCGUCCCGUGUGUGCUUUUUUUGUUUGUUUUCUUUGGCCAGGGCUUUUUCUUUUCUUUUUCUUUUCCCUCCCCCCCUCCCUCCUUCCCUCCCUCCCGUCCUCCUCCUCUCUUCUCCCUCCCUGCCUCCCUGGUUGAUGUUUCUACAGCUUCGCCAAACUCCGAGCGGGGCAUCCGAUCCCAGCACUCCCACCGGCGGCAGCAGCGGGAGGAGGCGGCGGCGCAGCAAGGACGGGGCUCCGGAGCGCCGCGCCGAGCGUGGGAUCUUCUGCCGCGGCGCCUUUCGCUCUUCUCCUCCACCGGCCGCGCGCCGGAGUUGCUGCUGCUGCUGCUGCCGCCUCCGCCGCUGCUGCUGCGAGCUUUCCCCCCUCUCUGGCUUUCGAUGGCUUUCCUGAAUGGCUGACUGCGGGCUUCUCUGGAUCUGGCCCCCAGACACCAGCCUCUCCUCCUGCAACUCUGCUCGGCUCCCCGAGAGAGAGGGAGGGGGGCACCUCUGAAGAGAAUCGCCUCUCUCUCUCUCUCUCUCUCUCUCUCUCUCUCCCUCCUCUCUUCCUCUUUUGUAUUUUUGUUGUACUUUUCUCCUUUAUUCAUUUGCUACCAGACAAUCGCCUCCCACCUCUUUGCUCUGUUUCCCCCUUCCUCGUCCCCUUUCUUCUUUCUUCCUCUCUCUCUCUCUUUCCUCGUUCUUGCUCUACUUUUCUUCCCCUCCCCACCCCACUUUGGUGACCCGCAUUGCUGACUUUAUUUUGGGGGACUGCCCAGCAAGGAAAAAGUGGGGCGCAAGCAAGCAAAGGAAAAAAAAGGACAUUAAAUUAAUUUAAAAAGAAAGGACCAGAGGAGGGUAGAAGAGAAGAAGAAAAAGAAGGGAAACCGCACACAAGCCGAACAACUUCCACAAAAAAGGGAAAAAAGAAGGGGGGAACAAAAACUCGCCAACGCGAACUGGGGAGGACAGCAAAAGAAAGAGAAAACAAAUAAAAACAAAGGUGGACUAAAUUAUAUAUUUAUAUCUAUCUAUAUCUAGACAGAGAGAUAAAUAGGUCUCUCUCGCAAGGACGCUUCCUAGCUGAAGAGCUGCGGGCUCAGCCCUCGGAAGAAGCGGAUCCGCUGGCAACCGAAAGCUACGGGGGGCGAGCAAUUUGGCCAAGGUGUCCCAUAGAUAUGGCAAUGGUAGUUGGCACGUGGCGAGACCCGCAGGACGAUGUGGCCGGCCCGCAAGGAACGCAGCCUUCGCAAGCGCCCCCUGUGCCGGGACCCCCGACGGGCGCCCCGCACACCCCGCAGACGCCGGGCCAAGGGGGCCCUCCCAGCACGCCCGCGCAGACCAACCAAGGCAGCCAGCAGAGCCAGGGCGAGAAGCAGCAACAGCAGCAGCACAUCGAGUGCGUGGUGUGCGGGGACAAGUCCAGCGGCAAGCACUACGGGCAAUUCACGUGUGAAGGCUGCAAGAGUUUCUUCAAGCGCAGCGUCCGCAGGAACCUCAGCUACACGUGCCGCGCCAACCGGAACUGUCCCAUUGACCAACAUCACCGCAACCAGUGCCAAUAUUGUCGCCUCAAAAAAUGCCUCAAGGUUGGAAUGAGACGGGAAGUUUCUUCCUUAUUUACUGCAGCCGUCCAGAGGGGCAGAAUGCCACCUACUCAGCCGACCCACGGCCAGUUCGCCUUAACCAACGGAGACCCCCUGAACUGCCACUCGUACCUCUCCGGAUAUAUCUCCCUGUUGCUGAGGGCAGAGCCUUACCCGACCUCGCGCUUCGGCAGCCAGUGCAUGCAACCCAACAACAUUAUGGGCAUCGAGAACAUUUGCGAGCUGGCGGCUCGGAUGCUUUUCAGCGCCGUCGAGUGGGCCCGGAAUAUCCCCUUUUUCCCCGACCUCCAGAUCACCGACCAGGUGGCCUUGCUGAGGUUAACCUGGAGUGAGUUGUUUGUCCUCAACGCGGCCCAGUGCUCCAUGCCCCUCCACGUCGCCCCGCUCCUGGCUGCCGCCGGCCUGCACGCCUCGCCCAUGUCCGCCGACCGAGUUGUAGCCUUUAUGGACCACAUACGAAUCUUCCAGGAACAGGUCGAGAAACUUAAGGCCUUACACGUGGAUUCGGCGGAAUACAGCUGCUUGAAGGCCAUCGUCCUUUUCACCUCAGAUGCGUGUGGUCUCUCCGACGUAGCCCACGUUGAAAGUUUACAAGAGAAGUCCCAGUGUGCGUUGGAAGAGUACGUAAGGAGUCAAUAUCCGAACCAGCCUACGCGAUUUGGAAAACUGUUGUUACGCCUCCCAUCUCUCCGCACCGUCUCUUCCUCAGUCAUAGAGCAAUUGUUUUUCGUCCGUUUGGUAGGUAAAACCCCCAUAGAAACCCUUAUCAGGGAUAUGUUACUGUCUGGAAGCAGUUUUAACUGGCCUUAUAUGGCCAUUCAAUAAGGGGAAAAAAUGUUGGAGAGAGGAAAAAAACAAACCCACAGAUGAGAGAAUUUGAAAAAAAAUAAAAUUGGAAAUUUUGGAACGGAGGAUUUUUGCGAGUGACUUUGGGGUCUGGCGGUUGUUUUAAACGUCCUUCAGCUAAGCAAGGAUGUUGCAUCUUGGCUAAAAAUGAAGAGAGAAUAAUUGGAAUGGACUGAAUACUAAUUAAAAAAAAAAAGACUUGUGAUAUGAACUUUUUACAGACUGAAUUAAGAAUUCCCCUGUUGUCCAGAAGUUGCUACAUCUCUCUCUCUCUCUCUCUCUCUCUCUCUCUCUCUCUCUCUCUCUCUCUCGUUGUUUUUUUAAAAGAAAAGGGGAAAGGAAUUUUUUUUCUUUUUUUCUUUUCUCUGGGGUGUUUAACUUGAAACACAAUCUCUUGCUAAAAGUGCAUUUAAAAGAAAUCUGGAGAAAAUUAAUGGAAUGGAAACAAGUCUCUCUCUCUCUCUCUCUCUCUCUCUCUCUCUCUCUCUCUCUCUCUCUCUGUCUCUCUCUUUUCCAAAUUAUUAAUUUGUCCUAUGUUGUCUGUGUACCUAUAGGGUUUUGUUUGGGUUUUUUUUGUAUUUUUUCUGGUUCCAAACCAGUUUAUUCUGUGGUUCUAUAAUAAUUUUGAUAUAAUCUUGCCUUCAUUUUAAAAAAAACCAACUACAACUGUGUAUCCUUUUUAAAAAAAGUUCUGAAAGAAUUAAAACUGUCUCAGAAAGGUUUAUGAGAAGAACAUAAAGAGAAGGAAAAAAAAUUCCCCACAAUAGUAGGAAAGAUGGAAGCGCACUUACAACUAGUCAGCCAAAAUUUAGCUCCAAGCUACGACAGCUAUAAUUAUUGAGAUCGAAUAAAAGAGAACCACAACUAUUCCCCUACCCGCAAGCCCACCUUCCCUUGACUAGGUUUUUAUAUAUAUAUAUCUAUUUUAAAGACAAAACAUGAAUUUUGGAAGGGAAUGCGUAUUUCUUGGAGGGAGAAGGAAUUGUGUCUAAGACACAACACAGUUUUGAUGAAAACACACAUACACACACGCACACAAAACCACACAUAGGGUUUCAUCACAAAGUGAACUUUUUUGUAAUUUGAAUGAAAAUUGGGUUCCGCCUAGUUGUCCUAAAUUGUUAACAAGUUCCUCUAUCUGUUUGUAUAUUUGCAAGCUCUUUGUAUUAUAAUACUUGUUGAUAUUUUCCCUUUUUUUAAAGAAAAAAGAAAAAAACCAUUGAAUUCAGCAUGACAAAAAAAAAAUAACACUACUGUUGGCACUUAUAGAUAAUGUGGUUGAUUCAGUAUCUUAGAGUUUACAGUUUUUGUGUUUUAAAGAAAAAAAAGCUGAAGGGUUUUUUUUUUUAAGUGCAACAUUUCUGUAUACUGUAAAAGUUAUAAUAACUGAAAACUGUUUGGUCCAGUCUUUGUGUGUUAUAUUCCAAGGAAAAAUUGAAAGUAUUCAGAAAUUAAAAUAUUAUUUGAUAUCUGA
Messenger RNA from Podarcis raffonei (Aeolian wall lizard), 4355 nucleotides. RefSeq names its product nuclear receptor subfamily 2 group F member 2 (gene NR2F2). The coding region runs from base 1607 to 2860 and encodes 417 amino acids. Gene Ontology annotation, molecular function: retinoic acid binding; nuclear receptor activity; RNA polymerase II cis-regulatory region sequence-specific DNA binding. The record is from RefSeq and is a predicted model, not a curated record. Lineage: Eukaryota; Metazoa; Chordata; Lepidosauria; Squamata; Lacertidae. The transcript is spliced from 3 exons. Gene Ontology annotation, biological process: cell differentiation; anatomical structure development; negative regulation of transcription by RNA polymerase II.